Acanthaster planci (crown-of-thorns starfish) is the source of this 9776-nucleotide messenger RNA. It is a transcript of the gene atrx, whose product is annotated as ATRX chromatin remodeler. Gene Ontology annotation, cellular component: nucleus. The record is from RefSeq and is a predicted model, not a curated record. Gene Ontology annotation, molecular function: ATP hydrolysis activity; ATP binding. NCBI's taxonomy places the organism in Eukaryota, Metazoa, Echinodermata, Asteroidea, Valvatida, Acanthasteridae.
CACAAGGCGGUGAAAAUGGAAAAGAUUUCCCGGCAUCUUUUUGUGUUCCCGUACAUUUCUGAUUUUAAGUUGAUUUGCCAUUGAAUUCGACAGUAUUCUGUGUGCAAGAUGCUGGCAUCAGUGAAAGUAAACACUUAAGCCCAGAUUCGGUUGACACAUUCGGUCAUCACAUUGGAUCCGCUGUCACUGGCCAGAUAGUGGGUUGCUUUUUUUGUGCGUCCAUCAAGACCAUGAGUGUAGCCACUGGCAGUGAAUCCAUCAGAAAGAUGCCGACAGGUUCAUCAAGAAGAAAAGCAAGGGUGCCUCUGCACAUUACGAGGCAGCCGGUCAUUGAAGACGGCCCAGCAAUGGACUUGGAGGAGGAAGGGGAAGAGAACCCUGCCUUCUUUGAUACAGAGCUCCCUGGCACCAGCAGCAAAGUCCAGUGCAAUGGGAUGGGCAACGAUAUGGGGAAUCCAACAGCAGAGGUGAUAAAGAAUGAUAAAGAAGAACCUGAACUUCCUGAGGGCACGGUCAUUGUCCAGCCAGAAGCUGUGAUUGACGACCUUGAGUUUGAGGGGCCAGAGUUCAAGGCUAGAAGCAGAAGCAGACGGGGUGCCCACAAAGAUGUGAUUAGCGACAUAGAUAGAGUUCACUGCACUUCUUGUAGCAAGCAGGUCAAUCAUCUGGACGAGAGGUCGUUCAAGCAACACCCAGCCUUGAAGGUCGUAAUCUGUCGGAAAUGCUUUGAGUACUACAAGAGUGGAAAGUUCACACAGGAUGAGGACGGCAUUGAUGAACAGUGUCGCUGGUGUGCGGAGGGAGGCAGCCUCAUUUGCUGCGAUUUCUGCUCCAACGCCUUCUGCAAGAAGUGCAUCAAGCGCAACCUGGGCCGCAGCACCCUCUCGGCCCUACUCAGCGAGGAGGACACCAAGUGGCACUGCUACAUCUGUGAUCCCGCCCCCCUGCAUACCCUGCAGAAGAUGUGUAAGGACAUCAUGCAGGGCCUGGCUAAUUCUGUGGAGGCUGCCAAAUCGCGCCACGCCCAUCUCAGGGAUGGCGUGGGAUCAAUGGAGCUUUCGGAUAGUGACGGGACUCAUGGAUUGCUUCACCCGAGCAUCAGGAGCCUCAGUGUCAGCCUUCAGAUAAAACCCGAAUGCCCGAGCUUGGAGAUCACCCAGGAGGGUCUCAGGGUCCUCAGGCCACAGGGAGGGGAUCGACAUGGACUCAAGAUGGCGCUCUGGCUAAUGCGCAGCCUCCAACAGACCUCACAGAAAGGCCAGAAGGCUAUCAAGAAACAACUGGCUGCCAUGCCGGCCACCGGCAAAGCUUGGAAAGCCUCAGAAGAUAUAGUGCAAUCUGCUGACCAGAAAUGGGUUGUGAUGAAGACAGGAAAAUUGAGCUCAAAGAAAUCCUUGCCACAAGAGAAUGCACAAACCUCUCCAAGUUCCAAGACCAAAAAUUGUCCAACAAAUCAUCUCAGUAACAAAGUAACUGUUACGGAGGAAACCCAUCCAUCAGCCAGUGAUUUCAAGAGAGAGAUUGCUUUGGAGUCAUCUACCCCCAAAAAAGACAAACCGAUGGAUGAAGAGAAUCACGGAGGCGAUAAGAAUGAAAAAGCAGAUUGGAAGUCAUUGGAACUAAAAGAUAUCAGCAAAAUAUCUAUGAGGACAAGGCCAAAUAAGGACAAAGAACCUGAAGAAAAUGAGCCGACGUUCAUGAAAGUUGAUCAGGGUAAUGACCUAGAGGCUGUGGAGGGCAAAAAUAAUGAAGAACCAGCAGUAAAUGAAGUAUCGGAGCACAAUAAAGACACAGAGAAGACAAAGGAUACUAAUGGGAAAACAAGUAAGAAGGAGGAAAAUGAUGUGGCAGAUGUGGAGGAGCGUAGUCAUUAUGAUGUAGAAUGUGAGAAAGCACUCAUGGAGGAAAUCAGUGAAAUGGUGUCUGACCAAUCAGAAGAGCCCUCGACUCCAAAGAUGCAGAGGCCUGACAGGAAGCAUCUAACAAGUAUCACGCCGCUGCGCAUCAAACUGGAAAAGAUCCCGCCGUCCAGAUUAGAACAGUCUACAAAAGAGCGGUGUAAAUCGCCGCGGCGGCAGAAGACAACGCCCAGAAGCUCGAGGAGCGGCUCUGUGAAGCAAGAAUCGGAUGUGUCGGAGGACAACAAAGACGAGCCUGCUGCGAGAAAGCCAAAGGAGAAGCCCAUCCUCAAGGAGUUGUUUGAAAAGAAAAGUGACUCCGGUGACAUUGAAUCCUCUGAUACUAGCGAGAGCGAACUGGAAGACAUAGACUGGAAGAGUGCGCCCAGAAGAUCCACUCGAAGGCAGCAGAAAGAAGGCAACAAUGACCAACAGAUGGAGAGGAAACAGGUGCAGAACAAGAAAGUGAACAAGGAAAAGGAAGAUAAGAAAAAGAGCAGUUCUAAGGAUUCUGACUUGGAAGUAGAUUGUCAGAAGACUACUGACUGUAAGAAGAAGGUGCAUGAGGGUCCCAAGGGCCCUGGCAAGGACUCCAGCAAUCUGGAGGACAACGAUUCUGAUGAGAUUGAGCGUCUCCUCUCUCCAAGGAAGUCCAAGCACACAUCGAGCCGCCGAUCAUCCAGACUGAAGCUGAUGCCAAAGGCGGCCACCAAGUCGAAAGCGAAGACCAAGAAUAAAGUCCGGGAUUCGGAUUCAUCCAACUUUGACUCAGACCUGGAGAGGAAGAUCAACAACCUGACCAAGGCGCCCAAGGUUACCAAGAAAGAGCAAACAGACCAAGAGGAAAGCAUGGAGGAAGGCUCUGGCCCUGAGGCAUCAGUCAAGGUUGAGUUCGGCAGUGAUGCAGAAUCUAGCAAAGAAAAAGCAGGAAAAAGCACUUCAACAAAAUCCAAGAAGUCCAAGAAUAAUUCAGGUUUAGAAGACGAAACCAAAACCAAGAAGCUAAAGGCUAAAAAGUCUAAAAAAGUGGAGGGCAGCUCAGACUCUACCCGUGAAUCAGAGGAUGAGACUUCAGAAAAUGAUGAGGGUCAAGUGGGAGAUGAUGUUCAGGUCCUUGGGAUCAGUGCAGCUGAUGGUGAUGUUGCUCUGGGUAGUGACUUGGAAAACAAACUCGCUGAACAAAAGCUGAUGGAAGAAAUAGAGGCUGAACUGGACAAGGAUGAUGGAACAGAUGAUGAGGAAGAUGAUAGCAGUGAUGAUGAGGACUCUGAUGCAGGUCCCAAAAAGAAGAGGAAAGGGAAGAACACCGCGAAAGAUGACAAAGAUGAUGAUGACGAGUUCAAAACUUCUUCCAAUGAAGAAGAUGAGGAAGAUGAGACUGAGUAUGAAGACAACUACACGUCAGAUGAUGAGAAGCCAUCCAAGAAAAAGCAAGGCAGAUGUCAUCGCCUUAUGAGAGUCAAACUGGGAGAAUCCAGCAGCGACGAUGGCAUGGGCAGUGAUGUCUCAGGCUCGGACUCCAAAAAGAGAAAGAAAUCCCAACAGGGCAGGAAGCGCAUUCGGGACAGCCGCAGCACCUCAGACAGUGAGUCCAUCCAGGGGAAGCCAAAGAAAGGAAAGAAGCGAGGACGUCAUAGGAGGUCCUCGGACAGUGACAGUUCGAGCAGAGGCUUCCAGCAGGAGAGAAGCUACAGGCGAGGCAAAGGGAAAGGGAAGAAGAGGCGUCGAAUCAAGGUGGCUGCGGACUCGGACUCAGACUCGGAUUCAGGCACAAAGAAGAAGAAAGGAUCUACAAGUUCAGACGAAGAGAAAGACACACCCAGCAAACAUGGCCGCAAGAAGAUCCGCAAAUUGAUUUCCAAGGAUAAACUACAGGAGGAAACAGUUCGGGCAGCUAAAGAAGAGAGAGAACGCAGGAAACGCAUCGCUGAGAAACGCAAACUGGUGACUGUGGUAUCUGAGGAGGCAGCCGAAACCAUGGGAACAGUGGAUGAGGUCAUUCUAGAGCAAGAUGCAAAGACAAAGGAUGUCUUACUGGCUGUGGAUGAAUCUAUUGCCAAGCAGCUCAAACCUCAUCAGGUUGAAGGGGUGCAGUUCAUGUGGGACUGCACUUUUGAGUCCAUGGAGAAACUGGAGGAGAAAGGUUCAGGCUGUAUCCUGGCUCACUGCAUGGGACUAGGCAAGACACUUCAGGUAAUUACCUACCUACACACCGUAAUGACCAAUGAGAAGAUCAGUAUGAAGCACGCCCUGGUUGUGGCCCCCCUCAACACCGUGCUGAAUUGGGUGGCUGAGUUUGAGAAGUGGCUAGGGGAGGACAGCUGCAUUGAGGUGUUUGAGAUCACCAGCUACAAGAAUAACUGGCAGCGGGCGGACGCGCUGAAGUACUGGCAUGACAACGGCGGGGUGAUGGUCAUGGGCUACUCCAUGUACCGCCAGCUCUCCAUGCACAAGUUUGUCAAGAACAAGAAGCAGCGGGCCAUCUUCACGCAGGCGUUGGUCGAUCCGGGUCCGGAGAUUGUCAUUUGCGACGAAGGUCACAUGUUGAAGAACGAUGCCUCAGCCAUAUCUAAAGCUCUGAACUCCAUCCGGACGCUACGACGUGUCUGUCUGACUGGCACACCACUGCAGAACAAUUUGGUUGAAUAUCACUGCAUGGUGGACUUUGUCAAGCCCAAUCUUCUGGGUACCCGCAAGGAAUUCCUGAACCGUUUUGUCAAUCCCAUCACCAACGGGCAGUGUGCUGACUCCACCCCUAGGGAUGUCAAGCUGAUGAAACGACGAGCCCACGUUCUGCAUGAUUUGCUUAGUGGUUGCGUGCAGAGGAAAGACUACAGUGCUCUCACCAAGUUCUUGCCCCCCAAGCAUGAGUACGUGAUUUCGGUGCGUCUGAGCCCGGUUCAGAUCAAGCUUUAUGAGCUUUACCUUCAGUUCCAGUCUCGCAACGACAGCGGCCAGCUGACGGAAGGGUCCAGCAAAGGCUCGGGCACCGGCCUGUUUGCCGACUACCAGCAGCUGAUGCAGAUAUGGACCCACCCCCACGUGCUGAAGCUCAGCGAGAUUCGACAGGAGAAAAUUCAAUCCCGCAACUACAUGCAUGAGAUGUCAGACUUUGUCACGUCGGCCUCUGAGGUCUCAGACAGCAACGACAGCAUCCAACAGUUUGUGGUAGAGGGGAGUGAGCCGGAGGAGGUCAUGGAGGAUGAUGACAUGCCGUCAACAUCAACUGGCAACCGAGGGACACGGAGGACAAGGGCUAUUCUUCAGCAGCAAAUGAUGAAGCAGGAAAAAGAAAUGGACCAGCCACAGAGGAAGAAACCCAACAAAGGCUCUGGCGAGUCAGAUAGCAGCAUGGAGAUCAUCAAGACUUGGAGUACUAGGAGCAGGUGUAGAGACCCAGAUCGUGAGAACAUCACCAGGUCUCCAUCCCCUAACCAGCCCACCUCCAAGCCCAAGUGGUUUGACGAGUACCUACAAGAGGGAGAUGACACCAAGAUUGAGCUGAGCGGCAAGCUGGUGCUUCUCUUUGAGGUCCUCAAGCAUGCAGAAAGCAUUGGAGAGAAAGUCUUGGUGUUCAGUCAGAGUCUGCUGUCUCUGGAUCUGAUUGAGGACAUGCUGCAGAGCCUUGAGGACAAGGCACAGGUUGAGCGGGAGGAAGGUAGCCAGGAUCUGUCCAAUCAGAUUGGAGGCAUUGGCUCCUGGGUUAAAGGUGAGGAUUACUUCCGCAUGGACGGUUCAACCAAUGCAGCAUUCCGCAAAGCGUGGGCCACAACCUUCAAUGAUAUGAAGAACUACAGGGCACGCCUGUUCUUAAUCUCUACAAAAGCCGGUUCCCUGGGCACCAAUCUCAUUGGGGCCAAUCGCGUCAUCAUCUUCGAUGCCUCUUGGAACCCCAGCCAUGAUAUUCAGUCCAUCUUCAGGGUGUAUCGCUUUGGCCAGACGAGGGCGGUGUACAUCUACAGAUUUGUUGCACAGGGCACCAUGGAAGAAAAAAUCUAUGAACGACAGGUCACGAAGCAGUCACUGUCCUGUCGAGUAGUUGAUGAGCACCAGAUAGAGCGUCACUUUACAUCAACAGACUUGUCUGAGCUGUAUACCUUCACGCCAGAGCGGCUUGAUGACCCUAAUGUGCCGGAGAGAGAGACCUUUGUAUUGCCCAAGGACUACGUCCUAGCAGAGAUGCUGAAACACAAAGACAAGUGGAUCGUCAAGUACCAUGAGCACGACUCACUCCUGGAGAACAUUGAGGAGGAAGAGCUGACGGAAGAGGAGCGCAAGAAUGCCUGGAAGGAGUACGAAGAUGAGAAGGAAGGCAGGAUCCGUAUGGCCAUCGACCCUCGCCUGCUGCAGAGACAGAACUUAAACCAACAGGACCUGGCUCAGCUACAGCAAAUGUGGUAUGGUGGAAUGACUCCGGGGAUGUUCAUUGGCUCUAAUGCAAUGCAGGCAGCUCUUCUUAGCAACCAGCGACAACAUUACAACAUAAUACCAACGUCAAGUAUGAAUCCCUCCUCCAUGAUGCAACAGUUGGCCUUGACAGCAGCAUCAACAGAUAACUAUCAGCAAUUUCAGCAGAUAUUGUAUAAUCAGCGAAUGCUGCAGUUUAGGCAGCAGCAACAGCAGGCCUACCAGAAACAACAGCAGGAGCAGCAACAACAGCAGCAGCAGCAGCAACAACAGCACCAGGACAUGGCCCGUAUGCGUUCAGGACUGAUCAUGGAUGACAUCAUCAUGCAACAGCUGUGUAAGCCCACCAGCACUGUGGCCAGCACCUCCAAGUAUGUGCUCCCCACACAGACACCGUCCAGCAUGCACGAGAAGCUCCUGCAGGGGCUGAACUCGGCAGCAACGAUAAGCGCUGACAAACCGGGCCAGCCGGUGGGGGGCGGAAAUUGGGGUGGUGCUGGGGGAGGGAAAAGUGGACCAGGGACUUCUACUGGGAGUGCGAAAUAAUGGUUCCCCGCAAUGAUGAACGUUGUAUGUAGCAUGGCUAUUUAUUGUUGACAAUACUGCAUGUUAUUUGAACAAUCAUUUAGGGGAUAGGUUUUUUGUAAGGAUGAUCAGAACUUGGGAAAGCUAGGCCUAAGCCUAGUUGGAUGCUUUGAUGCAUAAGAAGAUGGAAACUCCACACUUUAAGAGUUAGUAUUUAAAUAUAUUAUUUGUGUUCAGGUAAUCUAAGUUACUUAAAUUUUAGGUUAUGUGAGAGGUGGUGUCAUUCCUCCCAAAUGGCAGGAAUCAUAAAGUGGACAAAUGCUGCUCAAGGACUGUUGAGAAAUUGACAAAAACCUGACACUCAGAUGCUUGUAGGGUGGGGGUCAUUUCUGCAUUAGGAUAAAAAGGCAGCUGUAUAUUGCUACACAUGCACACCAACAUUGCUUCACUAAUGGUUGUUAUGAUGAACACAGCUAUAUGUAUUCACAUGGAUGAUUCAUGGUACAUGAAGUGUUGCAUAUUGCUUGUUCCAAAGUCAAGUGGACCAUGUAACUUUUUUAUGGUUGAAGUUCAGGAUAAGAACUUUGUCUUUUGCUUGGUAGCUGCGUAUCCAUAAACCACUUCACAUCUUAAUCUGUCCAGUUUUCUCAUUGUGGGUAAAUAGUGAUAUGGUGGGAUAGUGUAGCAAAGAGAUAAGCUUGCCCGACAGAUCAUUCAGUGUCUUUCAUGUGACAUCUGUGUACCCCCACAGACUCAAGGAAGCGCAUGUGAGCUGUGCAGAUUUUUAGGUCUAUAAUUGAGGGAACCGAGUAACUGGCAAAGCAGUGAUACGUUCAGCCCUUGACAUGUGCUCAGUGUGUGGACUGAAAAAAAAAAGCCAAGGAUUGGACUCUUUUCUUGGACCAAAUGCUGAUAUAAAAUAAUAAGGAAUUUGCAGGCGUUGUCGUUAAUUGUAUUCCAAUUUUAUCCACAUGUGGAGUGAAUUGGUAGGAUUCUACUUACUCUGAUACAGAAUAAGAAAGUAUUUGUGUCUACCUCAUUGCUUCACAACUUGUCCAAACUACUGGUGUUAAGUUAUACUUCCACAAGAAGGAAAAUCGCCACAAAAUGUAAAAACCAGUGUUCUUUUAUUUGGGUGGGGGGGGGGCUGUUCUGGAAUCGAGCACCUUGUUUGAGGUCCCAUUGUCCUUUUCAUGCUUAAUGGGACAAAGACCAGUAUUAGCCAAUAACUGCUGUAAAGGUGAGAGAAUUUGUUUCUGUUCCAACUUUUCACCUUCUCUGUUUUUUUUUCUUUUCUUUGCUUUUUUGGUUCGUUUUUGCGAAGUUACUGAAGUGACUUGUAUCAUUGCAGGCAGUGCUGUAUGGCGUGUUGUGUAUCAAACCAUUGCGCUCUCUUGGAUGGAAUAACUGUUACCUCAGUGUGUCCAAACGAAGUCAAAGCACUAGAUAAGUAAUCAAUGUGUAAGUUUUCAUGCCAGGACGGCGCAUGGGAAGUAAUGUUCUGGAAGGAAGAAUCUCACUGUAGCUUUUGCAGCGCUGGUGACAAAGAUGGAGAUUUAUGUAAUGUAUUUAAUCCUAAUUAAUGUGAGGAAUGUGGCUGUUUAUGAUUAGACCUGUGGUUGUUAAAUAGAAAUUUGUUAGAAUUGGAGCUUGAUAUUGUCCCCAGCUACGCUUUGUCAAACCCACAUUAGAUGUUGGGCCCAACUAGUGUUGCAUUUAGUCAAACUACAAGAAUGCGCUGAUAUGUCGACUGCGUUGUGCAGAGUUUUGGAAGGUUUCUUGCCAACAAUCCAAGUGUAUCUGAGAUAUUCAGCAUCUUAGGCUGAAAUUUUUUUAGAGUGUUAAAAAAGUAAGUCUAAUAAAUUAUCGUCUUAAAAAAUAUUGUAAAGUUUAGGACUUUCCCUCCAGACUACCUUGAUGAGCAGUGAGUUAUUUGUCAGAAAGUCUUAGAAAUGAUAUUAUGGAAAAGUCAUGGAUUUGUCAUGAAAACGUCGCCAAUGCAUGCUACAGGAUUUCUAUGAGAAAUCACUCUGUUGUGACCAGUUUCUAUAAUACUUGGCACUAGGUGGUUUGUUUUUGCCAUAAGUUGGUUUGGAACAUUAAAGUGAUUCAUUUCAAUACUGCAAACCUGUAACUUGUCUUCAGACUUCACCAGCCAAUUGAUGAUGUUAUAUUAGCAGACCUUGAAAGUUGACCUGAUCCCGUAAGAUCUGAAUAAUUAUAUUGAAAUUGGAGCAGUCCUGUAAGAGUUGAGUAUUCUAGAUUUGCACCAGUUCUUCAGAAAACCUGAGGUAUUGUACCCGUGGCAGAUGACCUUCUUUUACAAAUGUAUUUUUGAUCAAUAUGUGCUUUUCACUGAUGGACAGUACCAGUACGGAAUUGAUCUGUUAAAAAUGUACGUCAAGCAGUGUUCUGAAACAUUAUUUUGAGGUUGAGCAUUUACCUGAAAAUGCAUAAUCACUCCAAAAUUGAACAGAAAAAAUAUAAUACAUGAACAGGCAGCAGUAUCUUUUGCGGCAAUAUCUGCGAGUACCGUUAGGAUUGAAAAAGAUGCUGAAUUCAUUUUCUUAACUUUGAUGAGGUGCAAGAUUUGUAUCUUGACAGGAAAAAAUAAAUUUGGAUGUACUUGGGCAGACUCUUCCCAACUCGCCCUGCCCUGACCCUAUCGUUGUAUCCACUGUAAAGGUGGGUUUUGUGCUGAGCAUCUGUGUGACAUAAAGCAAAUAUAUUUAACCCAAAGUAAAAUUUAAAUCACAUUCAAUGUAAGGUUGUUGUUGUUUUUUUUAAUUUUAUGCCAGGAAACUUGUGUAUUUUUUUCGUGGAACUUUUAUCGACAUUUAAAGUGUGUUUGUUUUAAAUAUUGCUCAGCUGUAUCAUGUAAAAAAUACCUAGAUAGUGAAUGUGGCCAAUAAACACAUAUACAUGUUUAAGCAUGUACAUUGAAAA